AUGACCGGACGAGGAAAAGGUAAAGCCCAGGGCACCAAGUCAAAGACUCGUUCUUCCAGGGCAGGUCUACAGUUUCCUGUUGGUCGCAUCCGUCGCCUUCUUCGUAAAGGCAACUACGCUGAACGCGUCGGAGCCGGUGCUCCCGUGUACUUGGCUGCCGUACUUGAGUAUCUGAGUGCUGAGAUCCUCGAGUUAGCAGGAAACGCAGCACGCGACAACAAGAAGUCAAGAAUCAUUCCUUGUCACCUCCAGUUGGCUGUGCGAAAUGACGAAGAAUUAAACAAACUCCUUGCCGGUGUCACCAUCGCUCAAGGCGGUGUUCUUCCCAACAUUCAGGCAGUAUUACUACCUAAAAAGACAUAGAAGAAACAACACUAAGCGACGGCAACAACCAUAAAUACAAACGGCUCUUUUAGGAGCCACCAAGCCUGGAAUAAAGUCAUGACCAAUCACGAUAUAAAUUUGUAAUCUACCCCCAAAUAGUAUUCGCCGUCUUAUUUUGGGGUUAAUAACUGGAUGGAUACUUAGCGGCAAAUAAUUAUGUCUCGCGGAAACUCGCUAUUUCUAUUUGUUUUUGCAUGGUUCCAUGUUCUUAGUUUUGUUCAUAAAUGCGUAUACCAAAGCAUAUUUAGCACUAUUUCGGCUAUUGCAUGUAAGAAAAAAAUAACAGCAACCACAGCAUUGCUUGAAACUGAAACCAGUCUUAGGUAAGUUUAGCUCGGUGUAACAUGAAUUUUAAGACUGAUGUGAUUAUAUCAUGAAAGUUGAAAUUGCGUUUGAUUUUUAUGCAGGUUUCAUUCGCGCUGUUUCCAACAGAUUUUUAUACGAACUUCGAGGUACAUACCAAGCGACAAUCGAACAACUUUCCGCUCUUUUUAAACGAGUACACAAUUAAUCGCAUUCCUACCAACCGGGAAGAAACAUUGCUGCUACUACUGAGUUUGAAAUAUUGUUUUCUUUGCGCAAAAAUUACAAGAGAUCGUCGUGAUUUCCUUCAGUGCACAAGCUGUUUACGUAAAAUAAACUAACACAGUUAUAAAUUGUCGACGGUAACGACACAAACCAGCUUGCUCUCUUAAUUCCGCGACAACAACAACGUACAACAACAGCUUAUUCACUACCUAAAGACAAAAGCUUUACAGUAUUGUAUGCCCCGCAAAGAGCUACGAGGCUAACCUAGACGGAAAAAAAAAAAAAAAUUUCCUGUAUGGGUAACGACUGCGCUGCUGUAAAGUCACUAAAAAAGAAAAAACUCGCGUGGACGCACCCAGUAAAUAAAGCGCUGAAUCCAUUUCAGGUGUAUGUUGACUUGUUUGUAUGUGUAUAAACCUGCAGCAAUGAUCGUAAUGAAAACAAAUUCUCUUAUCACGUAUUGGUCAGAGCUUUUCAUACAUUUGUUGGCUCCUAAAAGAACCGUUGGUUUAAGUGUUGAUCAGGGAUCACAGCGUAUUCUAACCCCCAAAACCGUACAGAGUACGUCCUUGUCGUUUCAGAGCGUAUACUACGUCCAUGGCUGUAACGGUCUUACGCUUGGCGUGCUCGGUGUAGGUCACGGCAUCGCGGAUAACGUUCUCAAGGAAAACUUUCGGAUCACCGCGUGUCUCCUCGUAGAUCAGUCCAGAAAUUCGCUUUACACCCCCACGGCGAGCGAGACGACGGAUCGCUGGCUUGGUAAUUCCUUGGAUAUUAUCGCGUAG
This is a messenger RNA of Porites lobata, 1697 nucleotides long. Lineage: Eukaryota; Metazoa; Cnidaria; Anthozoa; Scleractinia; Poritidae. The record is from the annotation of a GenBank genome assembly.